Messenger RNA from Metarhizium album ARSEF 1941, 2232 nucleotides. Its product is annotated as Bactericidal permeability-increasing protein, alpha/beta domain protein. NCBI's taxonomy places the organism in Eukaryota, Fungi, Ascomycota, Sordariomycetes, Hypocreales, Clavicipitaceae. The coding region runs from base 1 to 2232 and encodes 743 amino acids. Gene Ontology annotation, molecular function: lipid binding. The transcript has a single exon. The record is from RefSeq and is a predicted model, not a curated record.
AUGUCGUCCUGCUUUGGAUUCUGCGGCUCAGAUGAUGAUGACCAGGGUGAGCGGCAGCCGUUGCUGCCUCAAUACAAUCAGGACACGGCGCGGCAAGCUCAGCUCCAUGAGAAGCUCCACACAUAUCAGAUGCUUCGAGCCAUGUCGAAUGGGUACAUGCCGUCCAAUGCGCAGGUCAUGACUCACCUCCGAGCCUUGUUGAGCUCGGCAGUCCUGAAUCCGCCGGAGCAGGGCGCCCUCAGCAGCUCUGGCCGCGCGCUCGUGCGGACUGCACGUCUGUGGCUGCAGCAGCUGAUGGACCUUGCCGAGCGGAAGAAUUCAAAGGAUCAGCUCCAGGAUUUCAUCUGGUACCUGUCCAAGGCGAAGCUGGAUGUGCAUGUGGCGAGCGUCAGGGAGAACAUGUCCAAGAGCAAGGCGCGGGCGGAUGCCUCUGCGACGGUGGAGAGCCUGCGCACCGUCGCGUCCCUGGCCAUGUUGAACCGCGACUUUAGGGUAUUCGUCGCCGACGUGGCCACCAUCGCAAGGCAAGUGCUUCGAGACACGGCGCUGGCGCUGGGAGCCGCGUCAAAGGAGGUUGGCGAAAAGCUAGACCAUCCAGGUGACGACAUACAGGCUCUCAAGAAGACGGAUCAGGAGGCGCAGGAGCCUGCAUCUUCGGAGCAUGUCAAGAACCAGGCAAAGACCGUCGGUGAAACCGCAUACAAAGAAGCCGUCAGCGUCGGCGAGGAAGCUUAUACAAGCGUGUCGGAGCACAUGAAUGCGGAAGCCAAGGACAUACUGAUGCGCCGCCUUCGGAACGCGGUCACGAAUCUACGCAAGAGGACCGACUACUCCGAGUCUGUGUCCACACUGUCCAGGCUUCUGCAGAAAUAUCUCACGAUAUACUUGUCGGUGGGGUCGGAGGCCGUUGAUACGCUACAAGGCGACAUGCAGGACAACAGCCAGGUUGAGAAGGCACUCCACAACUUUUGGCUCUUCCUUUCUUCGUUUGGGGACGCCGAAAGCUGGGACAGGGUCAGAAAAUCGCUGUCCGACUUUGCAGAGCACAAUAGAACGGAUGGGAACCUGGAUGAGUUUGUGAAUCAGUUUGCCAACCUGGUUCAAGAAGUGCUCUCCAAGCCCGAGUUUUUCGACAACGCGGACGAAAGACUUGACGAAUUGCGUGAGCGACUGAAAAAGCUCACGUCCGGGUCGUCGUUGGGCGAGGAUGCUGGCAAUCUCCUGAAAAGCGUCCAGCAAGCUCUCGAAUCCGUGGCCGAGGACGAGGACAUCAGAAACAUGACGUCGACCUCGCUACGCCUCAUCCAUAUAUUAUUCCCGCCAGGCGAGGUGCUCAACUCGGAUCUUGUCGGAGAUUGUAUCAACACCUUCAUCCCGUCACUGGUUCAGGCGGUGCAGUACGUUCCCAUUCCACGACUGGAAGUCUCGACACCGGCCAUGGACUUGUUGAUGGAGAAUGUGAUCAUGCAACCGGGAGAGACGGUCAAUCGGAGCUCAUUUCUGCCGUACAAGCUGCAGUUAUCAACCCGCAACGACGUUGACAUCACCAAAUAUCAAUUUGGAACCAAGUCCUCGGUGACUUCCCUUGUAACCACGAAACUGGCCGGAAUGUCCAUCGCAGCCGAUGAUCUCGGAUACUGGCUACGGUUGCAUUCGGGCCUCCUUCGAUUCGUUGACGAGGGCCUGGCCAGCUUCCGCCUCGACGAGCGCGGCAUAGACGUGACUCUGGACGUGGAAAUCGCCCGAGAUCGGCUAGACGAGCUCGUUUCCCUGCGCGGCGUGCGCGUCAAGGUCCACCACCUGGACUACUCUCUCCGCAAGUCCAAGUUUUCGUGUCUUGCCUGGUUUCUCAAACCAUUUCUCCGGCCGCUUCUGCGGAAAACACUGGAGACACAGAUAUCCUCGGCGAUGGACCAGGGACUGAGAACCCUGAACCGGGAGCUGGUGUUUGCGCGGGAGCGGCUUCGCGCGACGCGUGUAUGCAAUCCCAGCGAUCUUUGGACCUUUGUCCGUGCUGUGGCUGCGCGUCUGAUGCCGUCACCCGAUCCCGACGUUUACACCCGGGUCGGCGUCGAACCCGGGAAAGGCGUCUUCCGCGGACGCUACGCGCCCGGCAGCCUGGUCAAGGUGUGGGAGGAGGAGGCGCGUGACGCGGAGCAGAACAUCUUUGAGUAUCGCCAAGAUGGCUGGCGGAACGCCAUAUUUGAUUUGCAAACCACCCCGGCGUCGUAA